Molecule: messenger RNA, 2000 nt
Organism: Aspergillus eucalypticola CBS 122712
Lineage: Eukaryota; Fungi; Ascomycota; Eurotiomycetes; Eurotiales; Aspergillaceae
Product: Zn(II)2Cys6 transcription factor
Exons: 5
Biological process (GO): regulation of DNA-templated transcription; DNA-templated transcription
Molecular function (GO): zinc ion binding; DNA-binding transcription factor activity, RNA polymerase II-specific; DNA binding
Source: RefSeq, a predicted model, not a curated record
UUAUGCAGUCUGUCAGCAUGAAUGCAGAUAUGCUCGAUAUUGUGGCCCAACGUGGCGGGAGGGCCAGGAGUGCAUGUGACCUGUGCCGGCAUAGAAAGAUUCGAUGCGAUGGAGAGAAACCAGCAUGUGAGAAUUGUCAUUUUGCUGGUGUUACCUGCACCUUUACCGUGACUGGUCAACCCAGGAAGACUAUUAGAGAACAACUCGCUGAAGCCAAGGCUCGUGUACAAGAAUUGGAAAGCUUCAUUGCCGGCCGUCCUCUCCCAGGAGCAGUUUCACCAAUUAUCCAGUUGCAGGAUGAACUGAGAUCUGCCUCACCAUGUCCGCCCAUGUCGCUCUUUGCCGCGCCAUCACAUCCCCGGGACUCGUCAGAUCUCGACAUAGCCAUGGAAAUUUUCAAACAGCAUCUGGAAAUUUCCUGGCCAGGCACUACUAACUCCCCUCAGCGCAACUCAUUCCAUGCUACUGUCUACCGCCAAACCGGCGCUGUCUUGGACUUGCACGGCUUCUUAGCCCGUGUGACAGAGUCCUACAAGGCCCAGUAUGCUUCCAUCUCGCCAGCAAUCUCUACUCCCCAAUGGCCCAGCUACGCACUGAUCCAGAAGUGUCUCAACUACUACGCUGCCAAGAGCAUGUACUCCAUGUUUCCUGUUGUGGAUGUACCUGCUUCCCAGGCUGUCCUUGACGCUCUCGUCUCUGGCCGUACAGAUCCCCCGCCUACCACAGCGGAAAAGGCACAUCUUUUCGCCUUCGCAGCCUUUAUCACCAAGCAGCAUCAACACCAGCCGCAGUUUGCAGAUACAGACCCGGAAGCUUACGUGCAGGCCGUACUGACACUAGUACCUAAGCUCAUGCUUGAGCUAGCUAGUGUGUGGAAACUAGAAACAUUUGUCAUAUUGGCCCUACACAUCGCCCCAGCAGGCUAUCCCCAACAAGCCCAACUCCUCCUCUCAACCGCCAUCCGCAUCUUAUAUCAAUUAGGCGGCCACCGCAUCACCCCUCCCCCAGAAUACCAACCACGGGCCUCCUCCACAACCACCAACAACAAUAAAUCCCAAUCCCACCUCCGCGCCAUCUUCUGGCUCUGCUACAGCAUGGACAAAGAAAUGUGCAUCCGCAGCUGCUCUCCACCUCUCAUCCACGACAUCGACGUCGACCUCGACUUCCCCCAAACCUACAUCGGCUCUACCACCCACUCUCCCCCACCACCCCGACAAUCUCCAUCAUCAUCAUCAUAUAAUAGCACCGAAAUCCACCUCCUCUACCCAACAGACAUCCGCCUCGCCAUCUUCAAAUCCCACAUUUACAAUCGCCUCUACUCCAGUCACGCCCAAUCCCUCCCUGAAGCCCGCCGUCUCGCUCACAUCCGCCAACUCGAUCAGGAUCUGAGUGAACUACACGCCGAAUUUCCCUUAGGACAUACACCUGUAAACACACCUAGAUCCGAAACAAGCACAUCCAACAAUCGAGAUCCAACAAUACCUUCCUCCUCCUCCUCCUCCAACGAGGAAAGUAGUAAUCAGAAACUGGUCAAUAUCCGCCCUAUCAACAUCCAUCUCGAAUACCACUACUGUAUUCGCAAACUGCACGAAGCGAGUAUCACAACUAGCUUAUCUGUCGUCUCUGCCCCGCUUGCUUCGAGCCUGGAGCUGUAUUAUCAGGCGUCGAGGUCGACAUUACUUUAUUACCUGAAUUCAGGGAAGGGGGUCCUGGUGGAUCGGUUUAGUUUUUGGAUCCACGCACAAUUCAUCCUCUCCGCCAUUCUCACCGUCUUCUGGUGUCUGAUUGAGAACCCCGAUCCUCGGAAUGCGUCUUUCACGAGGGAUUUGAGGGUGUUGGAGGAUAUGAGGGGGUUAUUUGUUUGUGAAGCGUUUGAUUUGGACGGGGAGGGGAGGCUCUUUCCGCCGGCGUAUAUUGCCGAUAGGUUUUUGAGCUGGUUGAUUUCGUUAGUUAAGGUUGCGGUGGAGAGGGAGGGGGUUCGGCGUGGUCGGGCUUCGUGA